Messenger RNA from Parnassius apollo (apollo), 6807 nucleotides. The record is from the annotation of a GenBank genome assembly. NCBI's taxonomy places the organism in Eukaryota, Metazoa, Arthropoda, Insecta, Lepidoptera, Papilionidae.
AUGUCAUACACUGAGCUUGAACAUGGUUAUCAAGGCUUGCGGCAAGCUACUCAACCACAAUUUUAUGUUGGAGAUGAUGGGAAUCUUGUUCCUAUAAGAUCACCUGGCGAAUUAGAUCUGUGCGAACCCAUAGAUCCGCACUGUGAUGGCGGGGGUAAGAAAGUGGUGGUCGGCGUAUGCGCCAUGGCCAAGAAGUCGCAAUCGAAGCCCAUGAAGGAAAUACUUACUCGCCUUGACGAAUUUGAAUACAUCAAGAUGCUAGUUUUCCCUGAGGAGGUUAUCCUUAAGAAACCGGUUGAGGAGUGGCCGAUCUGUGAUUGCUUAAUCUCCUUUCAUUCUAAAGGCUUUCCUCUCGAUAAAGCCAUUCAGUAUGAGAAGUUAAGGAAACCAUAUGUUAUAAACAAUCUUCACAUGCAAUAUGAUAUUCAGGAUCGUCGAAGAGUGUAUGCUAUAUUAGAAGGUGAGGGUAUUGAGAUACCAAGAUAUGCUGUCUUAGAUAGAGAUUCACCGGAUCCAAAACACCACGAGUUAGUGGAAUCGGAGGAUCACGUAGAAGUGAAUGGUGUUGUAUUUAACAAACCUUUCGUGGAAAAACCGGUGUCGGCAGAGGACCACAAUAUUUACAUUUAUUAUCCGACUUCGGCUGGUGGUGGAAGCCAGCGUUUGUUCAGAAAGAUUGGUAGUCGGAGUAGUAUAUAUUCUCCGGAAUCUAGAGUAAGGAAGACCGGCUCGUUUAUUUACGAAGAUUUUAUGCCUACAGAUGGAACAGACGUAAAAGUGUACACGGUGGGGCCAGAUUAUGCGCAUGCUGAAGCUCGGAAAAGUCCUGCCCUUGACGGCAAAGUGGAACGUGACUCUGAGGGCAAGGAGAUCCGAUAUCCUGUUAUUCUCUCCAAUCAAGAGAAGUUGAUAUCGAGAAAAGUAUGCUUGGCUUUUAAACAAACUGUUUGCGGUUUUGAUUUAUUGAGAGCGAACGGUAAGUCGUUUGUAUGCGACGUGAACGGUUUCUCGUUCGUGAAGAACUCGAACAAGUACUAUGAUGACUGCGCGAAGAUCCUUGGCAAUAUGAUAUUGCGUGAACUGGCGCCCACUUUGCACAUUCCAUGGUCGGUACCCUUCCAGCUCGACGACCCGCCUAUAGUACCUACCACCUUCGGUAAGAUGAUGGAACUGCGUUGCGUUGUUGCCGUCAUACGACACGGGGACCGCACACCUAAACAGAAGAUGAAGGUCGAAGUGCGCCAUCCGAGUCAAAUGUCGCAAGUAAAAACACGACAAAAGACAUCCUGUCCUGUGUUUGGUUUACCAGAGAAGUUACCCGUAGCUCAAUUACCAACUUAUAAUGAUGUAAUGAAAAAUUAUUUAUUCAUUAAAUAUGAAUUAAAGCCUGACAAAAAAACAAAAGAGCCGACAAUUCAUGACAUAUCCGAAAGAUUGGCUCAGGAAGUUUUAGAAAUUUGGCGAAAAGCGUCGCUGCCAACAGUCAGUCUUAAGAGAGUAUUACAACUUAUUCGAUCCUACCAUGACAAAUAUAGAAGCUUAAUGAAACCUUAUCGAGGCCGUCAAUUAAACAAAAAAUAUCAAGAGAAGAUAAAUACAUUCAUAACUGAGUCUCAUAGAUUAUUUGAUGUUUGCAGUUGCAAAUGCAAACUUAUUUCAGAUUGCACUUGUUCAAAAGACAGUCGUGUUCCCAAGGAAGAAAUAAAAUUUUUACUCGACCAAAGGACAACAAGAAAAAUGAUGAUAGGUGGUGUAGAUUUGGUUACAACUGUAAAAAAUAAGAGAAAACUAGAAAGACAAGAAAAAAGUUUAUUGCGUAACAAAGAGAUAUUUGAUCCCAACAAACCGUGUUGUUCUCGUUCGUUGCCUCAUGAUGAUGACUUGACGAUCGAAAGCACCAGUUCAAGCAAUAGCGUAGCUUCUAGUCCUUAUCAAUCGCCAAAACACGUAGCGAGACUACCAAAAACCCCACCACCACCAAAAAAAAAGAAGUUAAAUUUAUCAUCAUUAGCCCUCGCUUGCGAUCGUACUGGAGUCUCCGACAGAGCCGCUGCUAUUAUAGCUUCUUCUGUGUUAAAAGAUGUUGGCAUUAUUUCAACGAAGGAUCCAAGCGGUGUCAUUGAUCGUUCUAAGUUGCGUCGUGAAAGAACUAAAGUCAGAUCAUCUUUACAAGACGCAGAUCGUAAUAAAAUCAUACGCGGUAUUUAUUUUGAUGGCAGAAAGGAUAAGAGUUUAGUAAAUAUUAAGAAGGAAGGCAAAUUUUACAGAAAAAGAGUAACAGAAGACCAUUAUGUGAUUUUAUCGGAGCCAGGAAGUGAUUAUUUCGGGCAUGUUACGUGUGAGUUGGGAACCGCUAAAGGUAUUCAAAGUACAAUUAUACGUCACCUGAAAAUGAAAUCGGUGGAUCUGAAUAAAAUAGCUGUUGUUGGUUGCGAUGGAACUGUCGUGAACACAGGUUCCAAAGGUGGUGUUGUUCGUUUGAUGGAAGAAGAACUUAAGAAACCAUUACAGUGGUUUAUCUGCCAAUUGCAUUCAAAUGAGUUACCACUGCGACAUCUGUUAUUACAUUUGGAUGGAAAAACCACAGGGCCUAAAUGCUUUUCAGGUCCUAUCGGCUCUGAAUUACAAAAAUGUGAAACAAUGCCAAUUGUCGAAUUUACCGUCAUUCCUUCAACAUUACCUGAAAUUCCUAGAAAUGAUUUGAGCACCGACCAAAAAUAUCUUUAUGAUGUGAUGAACGCUAUCAGCACUGGCGUCUUUACUUCCGAUUUGGCUAAUAUCGAACCUGGACCCCUUAGCCAUUCUAGAUGGCUUACAACAGCAAAUCGAAUUCUAAGAUUAUAUGCUACUAAAACAGACCCCCUAGAAAACUUAAUGAUAUUAGCCACAUACGUGAUGAAAGUUUAUGGUCCGAUGUGGUUCACUAUAAAGUGUAAUCCAUCAUGCAUAAAUGGAGCUAAGCACCUGUGGCAAACGAUUAGCCUGACUCGCUAUUUGAGCGCGGAUUUGAAGAUAGUCAUUGAUAAGGUACUCAUACGAAAUGGAUAUUUCGGGCACCCAGAAAAUAUUCUUAUUGCUAUGCUUGGAGAUGACAGAGAAAUCAUUCGAGAACUAGCAUGUCAACAAAUUUUGAAAGCUAGAGCAGAGAAUGAUCAAGGACUUCGAACGUUCAAAGUGCCUCCUUUAAAUUUCGAUGCUGAAGAUUAUACCGACCUCAUUAAAUUCUUCGAGAUAUUUGAGAAAUAUGAGGGGUUUAAAAGAGGCCACGUUAAACUUAAGCGACCGAAACAGUUACAAGAGAUUUUAGACAUCUCGCGAGCCUUGCUAGCUGAUAUACACACACGUCACGCAGACCCUGAGAUAGAAGAGAAACAGGGCAAGCUAGAGCAGCUUAAAAGUGUGUUGGAGAUGUACGGGCACUUCUCGGGCAUCAACCGCAAGGUGCAGAUGAAGUACCAGCCGCGCGGUCGGCCGCGGGGCUCCAGCUCCGACGACGGUAACGCGCCUGCGCACGCCGUAGGCAGUGUCGGGGAGCCGUCGCUCGUGCUGAUCCUCAAGGGGGGUGGCGAGCUGACGCCGGCCGGACGCAUCCAGGCCGAGGAGCUCGGCCGCAUGUUCCGCUGCAUGUAUCCCGGCGGACAGGGUCGCCACAUACCCGGUGAAAGUGGAACCCAAGGACUUGGCCUGCUUCGUCUUCACUCGACGUUCCGACACGACUUAAAGAUAUACGCAUCAGACGAGGGCCGCGUGCAAAUGACUGCCGCUGCCUUUGCUAAAGGCUUGCUGGCUUUGGAGGGAGAACUCACUCCUAUAUUGGUUCAAAUGGUGAAGUCUGCUAAUACAAAUGGAUUGCUGGAUAACGACUGUGAUUCCUCAAAAGUACAAAAUAUGGCGAAGGCGCGACUGCACGAGGCCAUGCAGGUGGACCGCGAGUUCACGGAGGAGGACCGCGCGUGCAUCAACCCAUGCGGCUCGCUCAGCAUCGCCGCCGCCAUGGACUUCGUCAAGAACCCCGUGCGCUGCUGCGCGCACGUGCACUGCCUCAUACAGCGGCUCGUGCACAUCGUGCAGCUCAAGAAGGAUGACCACAAGACUAAAGAUACCAUUUUAUAUCACGGCGAAACAUGGGAGCUGAUGGGUCGACGGUGGGGGAAAAUAGAGAAGGACUUCUGUACAAAGAAUAAAACCUAUGACAUAUCAAAGAUCCCGGACAUCUAUGACUGCAUCAAGUACGACCUGCAACACAACCAGCACACACUACAGUUCGACCAAGCAGAAGAGCUCUACAUAUACGCUAAGUAUUUAGCGGACAUUGUGAUACCGCAAGAAUAUGGCUUAACAAUGAAAGAAAAACUGACUAUCAGUCAAGGUAUUUGUACGCCGCUUCUUAAGAAAAUACGGGCAGAUUUGCAAAGGAACAUUGAAGAAUGCGGUGAAGAGACUGUCAAUAGAUUAAAUCCAAGAUACAGUCACGGGGUGUCGAGCCCGGGCCGGCACGUGCGCACGCGCCUCUACUUCACCAGCGAGAGCCACGUGCACUCGCUGCUCACCGUACUGCGCUGCGGCGGUCUGCUCGACCGCCUGUACUUCACCAGCGAGAGCCACGUGCACUCGCUGCUCACCGUGCUGCGCUGCGGCGGCCUGCUCGACGUGAGUCGUCUCCCUUUUAUAUAUCUAACUAUACAUCUAUGUACAUACAGCGCCUGUACUUCACCAGCGAGAGCCACGUGCACUCGCUGCUCACCGUGCUGCGCUGCGGCGUCUGCUCGACGUGAGUCGCAUCCUUUCUAUAUAUCUGUAUACAUACAGCGCCUGUACUUCACCAGCGAGAGCCACGUGCACUCGCUGCUCACCGUGCUGCGCUGCGGCGGUCUGCUCGACGUAUUAAAAGAUGAGCAGUGGCGACGCGCAAUGGAGUACGUGUCGAUGGUGUCAGAACUGAACUACAUGUCGCAAAUUGUUGUAAUGUUGUAUGAGGACCCCACCAAAGAUCCUUGUUCCGAAGAAAGAUUUCACGUGGAGCUGCACUUCAGCCCGGGCGUGAACUGCUGCGUGCAGAAAAACCUGCCACCCGGGCCCGGGUUCCGACCGCACAGCCGUAACCACUCCACCACCAACAACUCGGUACCGCGCCUCGUACCGCCGCCACCUCACCAUCACGUCACCGUCACGCCACAUGGUGACGUGGUGCAGAGCUCGUCAGAUGAGGUGAAAUGUAUCGAAGAAGAAGAAGGGGAAGACGAUCAAAUGGCCAGCCAGGAAACGCUGCAACCGGAUUGCUUGGACGAUAUGGAUAACGCUUUUUCACUCAAAAGUAUGGCAAAGUCUAAACUGAUGCCUUCAAAUCCUAUCCCUAUAUGCAACCUCCACUACACGGUGACCGGGCACGAGGCGUCGUCGCUGGCGGCGCGCCUCACCGAGGAGCUGCGCGCGCGCAGCCACCCGCCCCCCGACCCGCGCCCGCACUCCCAGAGCGAAGAGAAGGAAUCUAAAACAUCCGAGGAAGCGCAGCCUUUAGCGCGCAGCUACGAUCAACACAAACAAUCACACGAUAACGGUCGGCGCCAGCGGCACAGCAUCGCCGGCCAGAUGAGCUACCUCAAGAUGUUGGGGCUGGGCGCACGCGGGAAAUUGACCGGCGCCGCGGGUCUCUUCAGCACCGCCGUCAUCUCCGGCUCCAGUUCGGCGCCGAACUUGCGCAUCAUGAUCCCCGCCACCGCCGCCAACAACACGGCGCUGGAGGGCUUCGGCGGCGUGCCGGCGAUCCGUCCGCUGGAGACGCUGCACAACGCGCUGUCGCUGCGGCAGCUGGACGCGUUCCUGGAGCGCGUGACGGCCGCGCCCGCGCCGCUCGGCACGCCGCCGCACGCGCCGCCCCCGCCGCCUCUGCCGCCCGUGCCCCUCACGCCCGCCGCCAAGCGGCCCUCGCCUACCAGCAGCACAGGCUGGAGCGGGCCGUCGUCGCUGAUGUCGUCGUCGGGCGAGCUGACGAGCGGCGUGUCGUCGACCGGGCCCUCCUCGCCCACUUCCGCGCACGCCGACGCGCGCAGCGGCGACAGCAAUUGGAGUAAAAAUGUGCCGAGCAAACUCCCCCAGUGGGACGGUGAGGCGGCGACGUUGUGCGCGUUCGACGUCAGUCUGCACCCAUUCAUGCCGCACACCAAUGUAGCAGGUUCCUAUAUUAGCGGCGACGUGACUCCGGUGUCGGCGGCGUCCGAGCUGGAGUUCAACAGCAACGAGGCCACGGCCGGCUCCGGCACUGACCGUGAGCUGCUGAGCGCAGAGGGUGAAGACGACGAAGAUACAUUAUCCACAGACGCAUGUUCUUCAAUGAGAAUAAUAAAAAAUGAUCUAACGCCACAUAGUUCUGGAACAGCCAUGAAGUUGUACAGCUGCCAACCUUUGACCAGCAGUACCUCCACAGAACUAUACGGACUAAAUUUGCAGCAAACUAAAGAAAAUCUUUACAAAGAUAUGCCCUCUAGUAGUAAAAAUUAUAACCAUGAAACUGGUGUGAAAAAUAAGUGUUUUAAAGGAGAACGUUCCCUCCAAUGGAGCAAUCUGGAAACGAUGAAUUUGCAGAGUAAAGAAAAAGAUAAAAAUAUAAUAAAAAUAAACGACAUUUUGAACAAUGGAAGUAGAAGAUAUAGCGAUAGUAGCGCACAGAAAAGUAAUCGCAAUUCACACGCGUUAGUUCCAGCCAGUAGGUUCACGACGACGUUAGUCGACGAGGAUCAGCUCCGAGCGAGCACAUCAAGCGAGAAUUGUGAACAUCGUGCUGAUUCCACAGAGGCUUUUCUUGUGUAG